Messenger RNA from Solanum lycopersicum (tomato), 627 nucleotides. RefSeq lists its product as uncharacterized. NCBI's taxonomy places the organism in Eukaryota, Viridiplantae, Streptophyta, Magnoliopsida, Solanales, Solanaceae. The record is from RefSeq and is a predicted model, not a curated record.
AUGCAGAACAAUCAAAUUACGAGAAAAGGCAAGUAUCAAUCUGGCUGGUUCGAGUCUACAGAGCCUAGGCCGCGAGGUACAGAUUUGAUUCAGGAGGCUUUGGAGCAGGUGAGAGUGAUUCAGGAUAGACUCAGGACAGCUCAGAGUAGGCACCAGAGUUAUGCGAAUCGGAGGCGUCGACCUUUGAGAUUCUCUGUUGGUGAUCGGGUAUUUCUCCGUGUGUCGCCCAUGAAGGGUGUGAUGAGAUUUGGAAGACGGGGUAAGCUUAGCCCCAGGUAUAUUGGGCCUUUUGAGAUACUUCGGACAGUUGGGGAGGUUGCUUAUGAGUUGGCCCUACCUCCAGCAUUUUCAGCCAUCCAUCCAGUUUUCCAUGUCCCGAUGCUACGCCGAUAUAUUCCUGAUGAGUCCCAUGUGCUCCAGUAUGAUGCAAUUGAGUUGGAUGAUCAUUUGACAUUUGUAGAAGAGCCAGUUGCCAUCCUAGCCAGAGAUGUGAGGAAAUUGCGCUCGAGAGCCAUUCGUAUUGUUAAGGUCCGUUGGAGGCAUUCAGUCGAGGAGGCUACCUGGGAGACCGAGAAGGAGAUGCGAGAGCAGUUUCCCGGCUUGUUUGAGCCUUUAGGUACUUCUUAA